GCUCCCUGGCGUCGGACUCGAGCGUCAUCUCAGCCCACCCCCGCCACGGCGUGUGCGCGCCCCGAGAUAGCAUCCCCGUGGGGGGACCCAGCUGGCAGCCGGCGUGCGCUGGAGCACGUGGGGGCGGCCAGGAGGCGUGUUCCGAGCUGGGUGGCAGCGGCGGGGUUGCCGCAGCUACCACCCGACCCGCAGACUGCAGGCAGGCAGGACGAUGGCAUCCAUUUCCGAGCGCACUUUCAUUACCAUCAAGCCUGAUGGAGUCCAGCGGGGAAUAGUGGGAGAAAUCAUCAAAAGAUUUGAACAGAAGGGUUUCAAAUUAGUGGCCAUGAAAUUAAUACAUGCCUCUGAAGACCUUCUGAAAGAACAUUACAUUGAUCUGAAAGAUCGGCCAUUCUAUGCUGGUUUGGUUAAAUAUAUGCACUCUGGACCUGUUGUAGCUAUGGUGUGGGAAGGUCUUAAUGUGGUUAAGACUGGCAGAGUAAUGCUAGGAGAAACUAAUCCAGCAGAUUCCAAACCUGGUACCAUCCGUGGUGACUUCUGUGUUCAAGUUGGCAGGAACAUCAUUCAUGGCAGUGACUCUGUAGAAAGUGCUGAAACAGAGAUCAACCUGUGGUUCACUCCUGAGGAGUUGGUUGAAUACACAAGCUGUGCUCAUCAGUGGAUAUAUGAGUAAAAACAUGGUCUGUGACUUUUAACAUCCAUGCAUCCCAAUGAUUAUGGACCCAGAAAUAGUUCCUAUUGGUACUAUCCUUUAAUUAUUUCAAGGCACUUCUGUAUAAACUGGUGGAAAUCUCUAAUUUGUGUUGUGCAUAUUACAUGUAACCAGUGUUAUUAACUGCUGCUCUAAUUAAAAAAGCUAUUGAAUUAUUA
This is a messenger RNA of Pelodiscus sinensis (Chinese soft-shelled turtle), 870 nucleotides long. It is a transcript of the gene NME1, whose product is annotated as NME/NM23 nucleoside diphosphate kinase 1. NCBI's taxonomy places the organism in Eukaryota, Metazoa, Chordata, Testudines, Trionychidae. Gene Ontology annotation, biological process: CTP biosynthetic process; GTP biosynthetic process; UTP biosynthetic process. The record is from RefSeq and is a predicted model, not a curated record. Gene Ontology annotation, molecular function: nucleoside diphosphate kinase activity.